Molecule: messenger RNA, 2181 nt
Organism: Trichobilharzia regenti
Lineage: Eukaryota; Metazoa; Platyhelminthes; Trematoda; Strigeidida; Schistosomatidae
Source: the annotation of a GenBank genome assembly
AUGAAGCUCAUUGGUGUUGUGCUUUCAUUACGGUGUUCCUGCUGGUUCCCUGUUACAAUGCAUCACUUGAUAGGUGGAAGUUCACCUGCUCCAUUCUGUAGUACCCCAGGUCCUGCGAACAGUUUUGCAUCAAGUUCGCUCGAAGUUGAUGGUACAGUAGCACGAAAAACAGAAUCGAAGAAUGUCCUUGAAGUUGGUCAACUCACUGCAAAGAAUUUUCCCAGUCCCCCUGAUAUGUCACCGUGUAAUCCUUUAGAUGAACACAGACAAGACUGUCGACAACAUCAAUUUCAAUCCUCAGGAUUGAAUAAACCUAUUGGAGCUGGGAAAAAGUGGAGUAAAUACUCGAAACGAUUAAGUCGACUCUUUCGUCAUGACAAUAUGAUAUUAAAUCGUUCAUACAUGACUUUUGAUGAAGUUCUCUCUGAAGUAAUUGUAGCUAAAGAACUAACAGCUCUUGGUAUGGGCUUAACAAAUUGUACUUCUGGUUUUGUAGAGUUGAUAAAAGUUCACCUUCUCCAAGGGGCAUUCCCUUCAUGUAUGAAGAAAUUGUGGGAGGCAUAUGAUAGAGUGAAGGGUUCUGAAAAUGAUCAUCCAAACAUCUUUCCUGAUGACCAAUUAUGGGUGGUUUUAGAAUCUGCAUUUUGUGGUGUACCGCUUGGGGAUAAUAUUCCUUCUUGUCCUUGUGCAAGACUUUCGCUUCUCCUGCAAGUCGGAUUUUCCCUUGCAGUAGCUGAACAAGAAAUGAAUUUCGAACACAGAGAUCUUCAUUUGGGGAAUGUUUUGGUCAAGGAAAGUCCUGUGUCUCGUGCUAGGAAUCCUUCUUUAUCCUCUAAAACAUCAUCAUCUUCUUACCCUUUUCCAUCCGGCUCCGUCUCGUCAUCGUCCACAUCUCCGAAAGGUUACUGUAAGUAUUGUUCUCACUUGGAAGGGGUGGAUGAAGAAUCUGAUAAAGAAAAUAAAGAAUAUUUCAUUAUUGAAAAAGUCAACAAUUACGAAUAUGUGGAAUUUCGUCUGAAUAAUCAGAUGAUCAGAGUUCCCAAAUGUGGUAUCACGGCUUAUCUUAUAGACUUUACUUUGUCCCGUUUAGAGCAAGUAGCUGAACGAGAAAUGAAUUUCGAACACAGAGAUCUUCAUUUGGGGAAUGUUUUGGUCAAGGAAAGUCCUGUGUCUCGUGCUAGGAAUCCUUCUUUAUCCUCUAAAACAUCAUCAUCUUCUUACCCUUUUCCAUCCGGCUCCGUCUCGUCAUCGUCCACAUCUCCAAAAAGUUACUGUAAGUAUUGUUCUCACUUGGAAGGGGUGGAUGAAGAAUCUGAUAAAGAAAAUAAAGAAUAUUUCAUUAUUGAAAAAGUCAACAAUUACGAAUAUGUGGAAUUUCGUCUGAAUAAUCAGAUGAUCAGAGUUCCCAAAUGUGGUAUCACGGCUUAUCUUAUAGACUUUACUUUGUCCCGUUUAGAGCAAGAUGGUGGUUUUGUCUAUGUUGACUUAAGUAGUGACACUACUUUGUUUCAGUCCAAAGGUGAUUAUCAAUUCGACAUAUAUCGUCGUAUGAAAUCACAUAAUCGCUGUGGUCUUCGUCUCCCCCGUUCUGAGCUGAGAAGGACUGGUACAGCAUCUACUGAACCUUCAAUCAUAAAUCGAAUAGUUCAAGGCCAAGCUCUUGCUGAUACGCAUUAUUCUGUGGAACCUAGUUCAUCCCAGACAGUCAAACAUGUAAAUGAAGGUGGUUUAUUAACUAAUGUGAUAAAUACUCUUACGAGCAACGGCUUCCAGUUGAAAACGAAUUCUGGCUCUGCAACGCACGAAAGCAACGUAAAUUGUAGAGGAAAAUCGGAAACAAAUGAAUUAGACGAGGAAUGUGACGACUUAAUUAUAAUACAUGAAGAAAAUACUUCUAAUGUGGCCGCUCAACCUCCUGGUGAUAAUGUGCAAGCAGAGUCGACUACGAAUUGUGACGAAGACUCCUUUAAAUUUGAUUAUAAGCCUGCUGGAUCUGUUGAUGGUAUAACAUUGACGAAAAGUGAUCUUCAGUGUCUUGAACCUGGAGCUCUUAUAAACGAUGCAAUAAUCAAUUUUUAUUUGAAAUACUUGUACUUCGAGCAACUGACGGACUUUCAGAGACAAGCUACUCAUGUAUUCAAUGUGUUUUUCUAUAAAGCUAUCCGAACUCAGGAGCCUUAG